Messenger RNA from Hibiscus syriacus, 554 nucleotides. RefSeq names its product anoctamin-like protein At1g73020. The transcript is spliced from 2 exons. Lineage: Eukaryota; Viridiplantae; Streptophyta; Magnoliopsida; Malvales; Malvaceae. The record is from RefSeq and is a predicted model, not a curated record. Bases 182 to 448 code for a protein of 88 amino acids.
CCCAUUUUUUUAGUCAUUACAACGAAAGUAAAGAUUUCACCUUUCGUUACUUUCGAAUGCAGGUCGAUGGGAGGAAGGGAUCCCAAACAGGUUCCUUUUGUAAACCUCAUUGGUUCUUUUGAGCUACAGGGUCUAGAUUCAGGUGUUUCUUCUCUUUCCUUUUGAAUUUGGGUUCUGGAAAAUGAAUGGGAUUGAAGAAGAGGACCCUAUUGUUUUCGAGAUUGCUGUGGUGGUUCCCAGAAGGAACCUCAAAUUAGAAAACGAGGGUUAUGAUUGUGUUGAGUUUCUUGUCAAUGAGUUCAGAAAUGUGUGUUUUUUCGUUGACAGAGUUCUUGGCCUCCAUGAUGAAUUUAUCAAGCUGGCAGCACCAUUAGAGACUUUGGGAAUAGUAGCAGCCAGGCUGCAUAUGACGAAGACCACUCCUAUUGGUAAUAAUUCUCUGGCUUAGAUAUCGAUGGUUCACCGCUUUCUUUUACUUACCUUCAAUUCGAUUAUACAUUUUCUUUGCUGAAAAUAGCUAAUGAAGCUCUGCACUUCAGGAGUUGAUUUACCAU